CGGUUAAAGAUUCAGUUAACUGGAGUCUGACACUGAACCGCUUUUUUUUUUUUUUUCCCAAACCCGCGAAGUCGGAGAGCUCCGAACCGUCGUCUGAUCAUCCAAACGACGUCGUCGUACCUAAAGCCCAGACCCCUAAUUUUCCGAAUUCGUUCUCUCAGGUCUCGAUGAGGGGCGUAAAGCCGUUGCCGGGGGUGGUGCGUAGCUCGAUGCGCUCUGGAGUUGUUCUGCACGACCUGACUAGCGUUGUGGAGGAGCUGAUUUUCAGUAGCUUGGAUGCCGGCGCAACGAAGGUAUCGGUUUUCGUAGGUGUUGGGACAUGCUAUGUAAAAGUAGCGGAUGAUGGACGCGGGAUUAGUCAUGAUGGAUUGGUGUUGGUGUUGGUAUUGGUGGGAGAAAGAUAUGCGGCGACUUCAAAGUUUGAUUGUUCUACUGAGGCAAAUGCUACAACCGGGAGCUUUGGUUUCCAAGGAGAAGCGUUGGCUUCAAUUUCCAACGUGUCAUUGUUAGAAAUCUUGACGAAAGCUUCUGGGAGAGCAAAUGGGUAUUGAAAAGUUAUGAAGGGAUGGAAAUGUUUGUAUCUUGGAAUAGAUAACAGGAAGGAUGUGGGUACUACAGUUGUUGUUCGUGAUCUGUUUUACAAUCAACCAGUUCGGAGGAAGUACAUGCAAUCCAGCCCCAAGAAAGAAUUGCACUCUGUCAACAAAUGUGUACAUCGGAUCGCCCUUGUGCACUCAAAUGUUUCCUUCAAAGUUGUAGACAUUGAAAGUGAGGAUGAGCUUCUUCGUACAAUUCCUUCUCCCUCUCCCUUGAUACUAUUGAAAAGGACUUUUGGGACUGAGGUCUCCAAUGCUCUUCAUGAAUUGAACAUAAGUGAUGGCAGAUUAGAACUUUCUGGAUACUCUACUCCUUGCAAUAACCUUGCUGAUAAGGCCUUCCAGGAUGUCUAUAUUAACUCACGGUUCAUUUGCAAAGGGCCAAUUCAUAAAUUGCUUAAUCAGCUGGCCAAUAGUUUUCAAUUCUGGGAUCCAGGGAAGGCUAUUGAUGGGUCUAAAAAGCGAAGUAGGCCUAAGGCAUUCACAGCUUAUGUUUUGAAUUUAAGCUGUCCCCAAACAUUCUAUGAUUUAACCUUUGAAUCGUCAAAGACAUAUGUGGAGUUUAAGGUAACUUUCCUUUUUAACUUUGAGUUGGAUUGGGUUCAGUUCAGCAGAUCCUUUCUCUUGCUUGAUUUUCUUUAUGGAGAUUUGUCAGAACUCUCUAAGUUUGGGAAAAGAAGGAGCAGGAAAAGUUGUCAGGCUUCUCCCGACCUUAUGGAUAUGUUAAUUCAAGAAGACAACCAUACAUCUCAGAAGAGAUACGUCAGAAAGCCAUUUGAAUAUACUGAAGCCUUCAAUUUCCAAGGGCAAUAUAUUGGGAUUGAAUUUAGUUCUCAUACUGCUUAUUCUUUUCAAUCACGGGAUGAUACUCUAGACAAAUGCAUGGUAACAACAACUCAAAAGAAGGAAGACCAUUUUUGGAAGUCAGAUAUCAAACGUUUCUCUGAUGAAGAUUAUAUCCAUGAGAAUAGAUCCACUGGUGCAGAAAGAUCCAGUAAUGUGGAGGACAAUAUCUUUCGCUCAGAAUGGCAAGAUGAACCCUUUAAUGUUGAUUCCAGUGUUGGCAUUGAUUCAGCAACUAGUAGAGUGUCUUAUGAUCAUCAUGAAUUUGAUAGCGAUGUAGAAUAUUUAGUACAGCCGUUCCUCAAGAAUUGUUCCUCAAAAGAAAGGCUUCUAUAUGAGAGGGAUUUGUGUGUGGAUGAUGGGUCCAGAUAUCAAAAUGAUGGCUUUGGGAACAAGAGAAGGCGGGGUGGAUCUUAUAACAGUGUACAAAUUCCAGAAUUUGAUGGCAGCAAGGGUUUUGAUUUCUUUUCAAGGACUUUGUGGCCAGAAGAGGAAUCUACUGCUCGGCUCUUAACCAGAGUUGUAACAAAGUUUGACCUGCCUACAGAGUUCGAUUCUUCUUCAAGCUUUAAUAAAGUCACUCCACACUAUGAGGAGCUGUUUUAUGAAGAAAGUUCGGUUACUGAUGUAGAGAACCUUGGUUCCUGCCAAAAGACCUUAAAUAAUGAUUGGUGCUCUUUGACCUCCCUAUCCCAAAACACCUAUUUGGAUUUUGAACCUAUCUCUGAUAUUAAUGCAGUUGAAGGGCAUUAUAGAUCUGUUAAAAGGGCAACUAUUAAGUAUUUUGUGGAUGGUGAAGAAAAGAACUGCACAUUUAUUUAUGAUAUAAUAUCAAAGAGGUCCUGCCGAGAGCACUGCACUACACAUAAAGACCAUGGACUGGAUUUUAGUGAUUAUUUAGAUUCUGGAAAAUUCUUUCAACCGCACAACUUAGAUGGUGAGUUUUCUCCUGAAUGCCCAAAUAUAUUAGCUGAUGAGACGGAUUGGUCAUGUUUGCAUCCGUGCAGCAAAGAUAACAUGGGUACUGACUUGUAUAAAAUACAAAAAGAUAAGUUUAGAGUUCAAGAUUGUCUAUGAAAUCAAUCUUCCAUAGGAAGAUCGAGAAGAAGCCAUUCUGCUCCACCAUUUUAUAGAAGCAAGAGGAGGUACUUUACAUUAAGUCAUCCUCUGAAAACAACAGCCAGCAAACCUGAUGCACAAACCUUUCGUGAUGCACCUACUUAUCCAGAAGUUAGCAAGAUGACAGAUCUCCAUCAACCUUCUGGUUGUUACCAUCUAAAUUUGAAGCCAAGUUAUGUCAAGGAUUUCCCACUUUCUUUCAGGGCAGAUAUUGAGAAAUCUCAAGAUAUAGAGGCUGGUGUAAACAAGAGUCACGAAGUUGAAAUGUUUGAACAGUCCACAUGUUCUGAGAUUCAAGCUACUGCUCCAAUUAAAGAAUUUAUCUCCAAGGAUCAGACUAAAUGGAGGAAUUGUUGUCCCCAGGUCAUGAACUCAAGUAAAACACAAGCUCUUCGUGAUCAAACUUGCCCACUUGACAUCUCUUCUGGAUUCUUGCAUCUCUCAGCUGACUCGUUAGUUCCUCAAUCUAUCAACAAGAACUGCCUCAGUGAUUGCAGAGUUCUUCGGCAGGUGGAUAAGAAAUAUAUUGCAGUUAUGGCUGGUACUCCACUUGCUGUUAUUGACCAGCAUGCUGCAGAUGAAAGGAUUCAGCUGGAGGAGUUGCGUCAGAAGGUGUUAUCUGGAGAAGGAGAAGCAAAGGCGAUUACUUUUCUGGAUGUUGAACAAGAGUUGGCAUGUAGUGUAUCUGAUGCUAAAUGAUGUUUAAUGGUUGUAUUCCUUGACUCUUUGAUUCUUAUAAUCAUAAUUCAGGUGCUGCCAGAGAUUGGCUACCAGUUACUGCAUAACUAUGCUAAACCAGUUGAAGGGUGGGGUUGGCUCUGCAACACACUUGCUGAAGGUUCAGGGUCCUUCAAGGGGAAUUUGAAUCUCCUCCACAGGCAGCCAACAGCUGUCACACUUAUUGGGGUGCCCUGCAUCCUAGGUAUCAAUUUAUCUGACUCGGAUCUUAUGGAAUUUCUUCAGCAGCUUUCUGCUCAAUCUUCACCUUGCUGGUAUAGAUGGAUCAUCCACAACACCACCAUCAGUUCUUCAAAUCCUAAAUUCUAAAGCACGAAGAGGUGCAAUUAUGUUUGGAUUCCUUGCUUCCUUCCGAGUGUAACCUCAUCGUUGAAGAGCUAAAGCAGACUUCUGUUUCCACUGUGCUCAUGGUCGACCAACAACUACCCCACUUGUCAACUUGGAGGCGUUGCAUAAGCAAAUAGCUAAGAUUGCAUCAUUGAAUGAUAACGCGGAUCAUUUGUGGCAUGGUUUACGUCAAGAUGAACUUAGUCUUGAACGUGCAGAAAGACAUUAAAACUUGGCUAGCAGGUAGAGUGAAGUCGAUCCAAUUUUGGUCCAGAGUCAUACCGCCCGGUCCUGCCUGUUCGGAAUUGACACAUUCAAGCUGUAAAUUUGUUCUCAUUCUCUAUACCUAGUGUAUAGCAUGCUCAAAAAUUGAUGCCCCAUUAAAAAAAAAAACAAUGAUCGAGCCUUUUCAUCAGAAGAAUGAUAUUUCUAUUGUGUGAGCGCUUGAUUGAUCAUGUAAUUUGCUUUCUUCACAUAAUAUCAAUUAAUUUUUAAUUUUCGUUUUA
Pyrus x bretschneideri (Chinese white pear) is the source of this 4129-nucleotide messenger RNA. RefSeq names its product DNA mismatch repair protein MLH3. The record is from RefSeq and is a predicted model, not a curated record. Gene Ontology annotation, molecular function: ATP hydrolysis activity; mismatched DNA binding; ATP-dependent DNA damage sensor activity. Gene Ontology annotation, cellular component: mismatch repair complex. Gene Ontology annotation, biological process: mismatch repair. Lineage: Eukaryota; Viridiplantae; Streptophyta; Magnoliopsida; Rosales; Rosaceae.